AUGUUGGACCGGGAUUGGACUCCGAACGGCGUGGCACUGGACCGCUUGUUGGGCAAAGGUGAGUCCAAUCAGGCAGACAAGAUUUGCCUCCUCGCAAAGGCAUGUCAGCGCCAACUCUCCUCCUACCCCUCGCUGGUGCGUGUACGGGCUCCCGCCAAGGUCUUUGGCGACAUCCAUGGGCAGUUCCGGGAUUUGCUGCUUCUCUUCGGACUUUUUGGCAAGCCCUUCCAUUGUGGAGGUGAUAUUCAGACGACCUCCUAUGUCUUCAAUGGCGACUUUGUGGAUCGCGGGGAGCAUCAGCUUGAAGUGGUGACGCUGCUCUUUGCUUUGCAUGUGGUAUAUCCCAUGCAGGUGUACUUGGUGCGCGGCAACCACGAGUUCCGCGACAUGAGCGAAAACAUGGGCGACCUGGGAUUCCUGUCACCUGGCCGCAGCGUCACAGGUUUUGACGUCACAUGUUUUGGUCAAGAGAAAGGCCGAAGGAUAAGGGGGAUAUGUAUGGUGUGUCACAGACAGGGAGCUUUUCCCUGA
This is a messenger RNA of Durusdinium trenchii, 531 nucleotides long. NCBI's taxonomy places the organism in Eukaryota, Dinophyceae, Suessiales, Symbiodiniaceae. The record is from the annotation of a GenBank genome assembly.